This is a messenger RNA of Cyphellophora europaea CBS 101466, 603 nucleotides long. RefSeq lists its product as uncharacterized. Gene Ontology annotation, biological process: RNA processing. The coding region runs from base 1 to 603 and encodes 200 amino acids. The record is from RefSeq and is a predicted model, not a curated record. Gene Ontology annotation, molecular function: RNA binding. NCBI's taxonomy places the organism in Eukaryota, Fungi, Ascomycota, Eurotiomycetes, Chaetothyriales, Cyphellophoraceae. Gene Ontology annotation, cellular component: cytoplasm; nuclear exosome (RNase complex). The transcript has a single exon.
AUGGCGACCGUCACUGUGCCUGGUCAGGUGCUUGCUCCCACCUCAUCUCACGUUGCAGGUCCCGGCACACAUGUCUACGACAACAACAUUCUGGCCUCUAUUGCCGGACCCAUCGUCACAACCCCUGCUCCUCAGAAAAAGGGCAAGUCUACUAUAUCCAUCCCCAGAUCGGCAAGUCAGACACCUUUACCUGCGGUCAAUGCGAUAGUCCUUGCUCGAGUCAUCCGUGUUCAGCCCCGGCAGCUGGUCGUGUCCAUUCUGCCUGUCGCCCCGGGCUCCUCCGCAUCCUCACUGAUGGCUUACACUACCAUGACGAAUGACGAUCUUCAACACCAAGCCAUCCUGCGGCGUGAAGAUGUCAGGGCUUUUGAGAAAGACAAAAUUGUUAUGAAUGACAUGUUUCGUGUGGGUGACAUUGUUCGGGCGACCGUCAUCAGCUUGGGCGAUGAACGCAGCUAUUACAUUUCUACCACUGGCAAUGAGUUUGGCGUCGUUGUUGCCCGCAGCGCCGCCGGCAACGCCAUGGUUCCUGCUAGCUGGAAGGAAAUGAAAGAUGUGGUGACUGGCAAAGGUGAACCAAGGAAGGUUGCGAAGCCUGUCUGA